Emys orbicularis (European pond turtle) is the source of this 954-nucleotide messenger RNA. Its product is annotated as olfactory receptor 10D3-like. Bases 1 to 954 code for a protein of 317 amino acids. The record is from RefSeq and is a predicted model, not a curated record. The transcript has a single exon. Gene Ontology annotation, molecular function: olfactory receptor activity; G protein-coupled receptor activity. Gene Ontology annotation, biological process: G protein-coupled receptor signaling pathway. Gene Ontology annotation, cellular component: membrane. Lineage: Eukaryota; Metazoa; Chordata; Testudines; Emydidae.
AUGGGGCGGGUCAACCACACUAUGGUGACUCAUUUCGUCCUCUUAGGGAUCCCCAACACCGACGGCCUCCAGACCAUCCUCUUUGUCACCUUCUUAGGCUUCUACCUCUGCACUCUGCUGGGCAACCUGCUCAUCUUCUCAGCCAUCCUCGCUGACGCCCGCCUGCACACCCCCAUGUACUUCUUCCUCUGCAACCUCUCUGUGCUGGACAUUGGAAUCUCUUCCAUCAGCAUCCCUAAAUUGCUGGCCAACCUCUGGGCUCAGAGCAGGGUCAUCUCGCUGGGCGGGUGCAUGUCCCAGGUCUUCUUCUGGCACUUCCUGGGCAGCACCGAAUGCCUGCUCUACACUGUCAUGGCCUAUGACCGGUAUGUGGCCAUCUGCCACCCGCUGCGCUAUCUGCUCAUCAUGAACCGGAGGUUGUGUGCCCUCCUGGCCGCCGGCACCUGGAUCACCAGCUCCUUCCAUGCCACCAUCCUCACCAGCCUGACCUUCACGCUGCCCUACUGCGGGUCCAACGUGGUGGACUAUUUCUUCUGUGACAUCUUCCCAGUGGUCAAGCUGGCCUGUGAGGACACGUACGUCAUCGAGACUGUGAGCUUCACCAAUAUUGGAGUGGUGCCCAUGACCUGCUUCCUCCUCAUCCUUGCCUCCUAUGUCAGGAUCAUCUACUCUGUCCUGAAGAUGAACUCAGUCGAAGGGCGGCGCAAAGCAGCCUCCACUUGCACCUCGCAUCUAGUGGUGGUGACACUGUUCUUCGGGCCCUGUGCCCUAGUCUACACGCAGCCCCAGCUGAGCAAAGUGCUGGUGACCCCUGUGCACAUAUUCGGCAACGUGGUCACGCCCAUGCUGAACCCGGCCAUCUACACGCUGAGGAACAAGGAGGUGAAAGCGGCUCUGAGAAAACUGAGAGGGGGUCAAACACUGCUUGAUGCAGUGAGGCAGCUGCAGGAGUAG